Messenger RNA from Anopheles moucheti, 2448 nucleotides. RefSeq names its product ATP-binding cassette sub-family G member 4-like. The transcript has 6 exons. The record is from RefSeq and is a predicted model, not a curated record. Gene Ontology annotation, cellular component: plasma membrane. Gene Ontology annotation, molecular function: ATP hydrolysis activity; ABC-type transporter activity; ATP binding. NCBI's taxonomy places the organism in Eukaryota, Metazoa, Arthropoda, Insecta, Diptera, Culicidae. The coding region runs from base 132 to 1937 and encodes 601 amino acids.
GUAGACUGGAAGCUCGCUGGCUGGUGGUGCCGGUGUACUUUAGCGUUGUAAUCUAUCUGUGCUUUGUGUAGUUGAUCUUCUGCCGCUGAGAUAAAAUACAUGCAAUAGGGUGAACUUGCGAACGCACCAGCAUGGAUGUAGAUAAGAACAGCGUCGAGAUAACGAUACCGCUGAUGCAGACCGGUACCAACCUGCACUUUCAAAACCUCACUUACCAAGUCCGGCAAAGAAAGGAGCAGAAACAGCUGCUGAAGAACAUUUCGGGCACGUUUAGAACCGGGCGACUAACCGCCAUCUUGGGUCCAUCGGGUGCCGGCAAAUCGACGCUGUUGAACGUACUCAGUGGCUUCAAAACGCAGGGCGUUAGCGGGAAUAUAAUUGUCAAUAAUGAAAUCAUCGACCGUCAGCGGUAUCGCCAGUUGGUAGCGUACACCGCACAGGAUGUGACGCUGCUACCCAACAUUACGCUACGGGAAAACUUGCACUACGCGGCCGAUUUGAAGCUAGCGCAUGAGGUGUCCGUGGCGCACAAGGUCAAGAUCGUGAACGAUGUGAUAGCGCUGCUGGGGCUGCAAAAGUGCGCCCACAACCAAUCGCAGCUGCUGUCCGGUGGCGAGAAGAAGCGGCUUUCGAUCGGGUUGGAGCUCGUUUCGAAUCCGAAGAUUAUGUUCUUCGACGAACCGACCAGCGGGCUGGAUAGUGUGUCAUCGUACCAGGUGAUCUCGUACAUGAAGGAUCUCGCCCGCCAGGGACGCUGCGUGAUAAGCGUGGUACAUCAGCCGAGUUCGGAGCUGCUGGAGUUGUUUGAUGACAUCUAUGUGGUGGUGGAUGGACGCUGCAUGUAUCAGGGAUCGUUGGAUGAUUUGAUUGCGACGUUCGCUGAGGCAGGAUUUAACUGUCCGCCGUACUACAACCGAGCAGAUUUCGUGUUGAAAAUAGCUGCCCAAUACGACACAAAAUGCGGCGAGGUGGAAAAGCUGAUGGUAAAAUCGGAAAAGUCCAUUACUGCUGCCAUGAAUUUAGGUAAGCCGCCUAAAGGUAUACAGCCCGAGUUCGAAUCGAGCGAAUUUCUAGUUGAGGGACGCGGUCCUCAGUAUCCGAUUAGCUGGUGGAAUCAAUUUACCACACUUACCCGGCGCACUACAUUGGGCACGGUUCGCAACCCAUCGCUGAUGGGGUUACGAUUUUUUGGACACGUCUUGUUCGGGCUUACGAUCGGAUUCGUGUUCUACAACAUUGGAAACGAUGCGUCCAAGGUGCUCUCGAAUAUCUCCCUGCUGAUCGCGUUCCUAAUGUUUAUCAUAUUCGCCAAUGCCAUGACGGUUAUUUUGACAUUCCCAAUGGAAAUGGCCGUAUUCGUGCGGGAGCACAAAAGCAACUACUAUUCCAUCUCGGCGUACUAUUUCUCCAAGCUGGUGGCGGACUUCCCGUGGAUGCUGGCCGGCGUGACGGGCUUUCAGCUGAUCAUGUACUAUCUCAGUGGUCAACUGAAUGAAACGGAUCGUAUCAUUAUGUUCUGGGGCAUAUGCGCGUUGUUUGGGUGGCUUUCGCAGGUGUACGGUCUGAUCGCUGGUUGCUUAUUCCCGAUCGAGGUUAGUCCAUUCAUCGUACCGGCAUCGAUUAUUCCUGCACUGCUGUUUUCCGGGUUCUUCAUACGGUACAACGAGCUGUUCGACUUCUUCAAGCCACUCACGCUGGUGAGCUACUUCCGUUAUGGGUUCGAGGGUCUCGUACAGGCAACGUACGGUCACAAUCGGACGGAGUUGGGCUGUGAGGAGAUCUUCUGCUACUAUCGCAAGACUAGCAAAAUUCUGGAAGCACUACACAUGGAACCCAACCGCUACUGGACGGAUGUCCUGGGGUUGGGCAUUUGGAUUCUGUUCCUGCACAUCGUGUUAUAUCUCAGCCUGCGGUUACGGCUACGAUGGAACCGCUGAGCUCAACUCCAUCAUAUUUGCAAAGUAAAUCCCAACAGAAUCCCGCUUGGAUUCUGAAUGCACAUUCAGAAGCAGUUCAGCGCAAUGGUAGAGCUGAUAAUAAGCAACCAGCUCAACACGUUCCUCGCAUGACGGUGUAGCACGGAAUGUUUCAUCACAGUGGCGCUGCAACACACGAUCUUAUUUGCACAACUGCUCGGUGAUAUUUCAUCGCAAGGGUGGCGAACGGUAGAGUGUAGGUAUUAAAUGAAUAAUUUGUAUAAUAUUAUCCAUGUCAAUAGCCGCUCGGAAAGGGUGAGAAUGAGAAGGCGUACAUAGAACGCAGUUGGAAUAAUGUGUCAGCUAUUCCCGCUUUAAUUAAAAUCACGUCAUUUUUUUUCUACUAUACGAGCAACGUGUAAACAGUACUUAAGAUGGUGGUAGAUCGAUGAAGAAUAAAAGCUUUUUAUAAACAAUUCGUACCUCCUGGAUGAGGUAGGAGCUAAUAAAGCAUGAUUUAUCAUUAACCGUU